Candidula unifasciata is the source of this 1315-nucleotide messenger RNA. The record is from the annotation of a GenBank genome assembly. Lineage: Eukaryota; Metazoa; Mollusca; Gastropoda; Stylommatophora; Geomitridae.
CUCACGUUCCUUUAACAAUGUCAGCUCACGUCCCUUCAACAAUGUCAGCUCACGUCCCUUUAACAAUGUCAGCUCACGUCCCUUUAACAAUGUCAGCUCACGUUCCUUUAACAAUGUCAGCUCACGUUCCUUUAACAAUGUCAGCUCACGUCCUUUUAAAAAUGUCAGCUCACGUCCCUUUAACAAUGUCAGCUCACGUUCCUUUAACAAUGUCAGCUCACGUCCCUUUAACAAUGUCAGCUCACGUUCCUUUAACAAUGUCAGCUCACGUCCCUUUAACAAUGUCAGCUCACGUCCCUUUAACAAUGUCAGCUCACGUCCCUUUAACAAUGUCAGCUCACGUCCCUUUAACAAUGUCAGCUCACGUCCCUUUAACAAUGUCAGCUCACGUUCCUUUAACAAUGUCAGCUCACGUCCCUUUAACAAUGUCAGCUCACGUCCCUUUAACAAUGUCAGCUCACGUCCCUUUAACAAUGUCAGCUCACGUCCCUUUAACAAUGUCAGCUCACGUCCCUUUAACAAUGUCAGCUCACGUCCCUUUAACAAUGUCAGCUCACGUCCCUUUAACAAUGUCAGCUCACGUCCCUUUAACAAUGUCAGCUCACGUCCCUUUAACAAUGUCAGCUCAUGUCCCUUUAACAAUGUCAGCUCACGUCCCUUUAACAAUGUCAGCUCACGUCCCUUUAACAAUGUCAGCUCACGUCCCUUUAACAAUGUCAGCUCACGUCCCUUUAACAAUGUCAGCUCACGUCCCUUUAACAAUGUCAGCUCACGUCCCUUUAACAAUGUCAGCUCACGUUCCUUUAACAAUGUCAGCUCACGUUCCUUUAACAAUGUCAGCUCACGUCCCUUCAACAAUGUCAGCUCACGUCCCUUUAACAAUGUCAGCUCACGUCCCUUUAACAAUGUCAGCUCACGUUCCUUUAACAAUGUCAGCUCACGUUCCUUUAACAAUGUCAGCUCACGUCCUUUUAACAAUGUCAGCUCACGUCCCUUUAACAAUGUCAGCUCACGUUCCUUUAACAAUGUCAGCUCACGUCCCUUUAACAAUGUCAGCUCACGUUCCUUUAACAAUGUCAGCUCACGUCCCUUUAACAAUGUCAGCUCACGUCCCUUCAACAAUGUCAGCUCACGUUCCUUUAACAAUGUCAGCUCACGUCCCUUUAACAAUGUCAGCUCACGUCCCUUUAACAAUGUCAGCUCACGUCCCUUUAACAAUGUCAGCUCACGUCCCUUUAACAAUGUCAGCUCACGUCCCUUUAACAAUGUCAGCUCACGUCCCUUUAACAAUGUCAGCUCACGUUCCGUUCAAUAG